AUGGAACCCAUUUUCAUUCAGAUUCCUGCUGGAAAUGAUGUGGUUGAGACACUCGUCAACUUGGCUCAAAGUCAUCAGGCUAAUAUCACUGUGUUAAGUGGUUCUGGUCUUGUCUCUAAUGUUACCCUUGUGCACCCCAUAUCUCGUGUCCCUACUUUCCCUAUCAAAGGAACAUUGCAUAUGGCAUUUCUCUCUGGAACUUAUGUGAAUUCCAACCUUGUUGGUAUUUCUCACCAAUUUAUUGCUGACCAAUCACAUUCGUCAUUUUCCAUUUAUUUUUAUGGAGAUCGAAGACAGGUGAUUGGUGGUGUUAUUGGUGGGAAGAUAGAGGCUGUCGGUGUUGUUUCCAUUAGAGCCACUCUUUUUAAAAAUCCGGAGUUUCAUAGGGUGGCAAUUAUUAACGGAGUUUUUCAAGAAGUCGAAGAGAAUGACACAAUGUAUGUUGGCGGUGUCAUUCCUAAUGUUGAUCAAGUUACAUAUGAAUCCACAAUUAACAACAAUAAUGGAACUCAUGUGCGAGACAUCAAUGUUAUUGGUUCUAGUUCAGCUCAACCAGAUUAUCAAAUGAUUCACCCUUCUCUUCCACCAAAUUUGAAUUUCAUGCAGUGGAAUCACAACCGCUCCACCCGUAAUGAUCAUUACUAG
This is a messenger RNA of Lathyrus oleraceus (garden pea), 645 nucleotides long. Its product is annotated as AT-hook motif nuclear-localized protein 28-like. Gene Ontology annotation, cellular component: nucleus. Lineage: Eukaryota; Viridiplantae; Streptophyta; Magnoliopsida; Fabales; Fabaceae. The record is from RefSeq and is a predicted model, not a curated record. The transcript has a single exon. The coding region runs from base 1 to 645 and encodes 214 amino acids. Gene Ontology annotation, molecular function: minor groove of adenine-thymine-rich DNA binding; DNA-binding transcription factor activity.